Messenger RNA from Zymoseptoria tritici IPO323, 1600 nucleotides. RefSeq names its product histone acetyltransferase, MYST family. Gene Ontology annotation, molecular function: histone acetyltransferase activity. The coding region runs from base 35 to 1600 and encodes 521 amino acids. The record is from RefSeq and is a predicted model, not a curated record. The transcript has 3 exons. Gene Ontology annotation, biological process: regulation of DNA-templated transcription. Lineage: Eukaryota; Fungi; Ascomycota; Dothideomycetes; Mycosphaerellales; Mycosphaerellaceae.
UCAUCACAUUUGGAAGACCAUCUUGCUGGACAUCAUGGCGCCUCACGGUGAUAACAAGCAUGGCGGAAGUGGAGGAGAUGAUGUCAAACCAGAGCGAGGCAUGGCCACGCUUUCGACAUUAAGAAUCGGGACCAAGGCCAUGGUCAAGAAGAGCGACGAGACACGCAAAGCAGAGAUCCUUUCCAUGCAGACAAGAAAAGGUCUCCCAACCUUCUACGUCCACUACGAAGACUUCAACAAACGUCUCGACGAAUGGGUCUCUGCAGAUCGGCUUGACCUCACACAAGAAGUCGAGUGGCCCAUCCCGGAGAAGCCUGACAACAAGACCAAGCAGAAGACUGCUCAGCAGUCCAAGUCCCAACAACAAUCCAAGACCGACUCGAAAUCACAAACGAAAGCUGGACAGAAACGGUCGAGAAGCGGGACAGCCACGCGAGAAGCCUCCGCUACGCCAGACGUCCCCGCGAAACUAUCACGACAUCCUUCAAAGGCAGGCGGAAAGGAGAAUCGUGAUCCUCUCCCUACGGUUGCUGUAGAAGAUGUCGAUGCCGGCACUCCGCAGCCCGAUGAUGAGUCUGCCGUCGAUCUCGUUGACAUGCAAGAAGCCGCGGCGUCCGCGAAAGCUAUUCCCGACACAGUCCCCUACUCCCGUGAAGAAGAAAUAGAAAAGCUCCGGACCGGAGGUAGUAUGACCCAGAAUCAAACCGAAAUCAGCCGCGUCCGCAACUUGGAGCGAGUUCAAAUGGGCAAUCAUGAGAUUGAGCCGUGGUACUUCUCCCCCUAUCCAGCCGAAUUCACCGACUGCGACAUGGUCUAUAUUUGCGAGUUCUGCCUCUGCUACUUUGGCAGCAAUUUUCAGUUCAAACGCCAUCGCGGAAAGUGCCAGCUGUUCCAUCCUCCUGGCAAUGAGAUCUACCGCGACGACAACGUCUCCUUCUUCGAAAUCGACGGUCGGAGGCAAAGGACAUGGUGUCGCAACCUCUGCUUACUGUCCAAACUCUUCCUCGACCACAAGACCCUCUACUACGACGUCGACCCCUUCCUCUUCUACUGCAUGACCACCCGUUCCGAGCACGGCCACCACCUUAUCGGAUACUUCUCCAAAGAAAAGGAGUCCGCAGAAGGCUACAACGUGGCCUGUAUUCUCACCCUCCCACAACAUCAGCGAAAAGGCUACGGCGCCCUCCUCAUCCAAUUCUCCUACGAACUCUCCAAAAUCGAAGGCAAACUUGGAUCCCCAGAGAAACCCCUGUCCGAUCUCGGUCUGCUCGGGUACAGGGCUUACUGGCAGGAAAUGAUCGUCGACGUCCUCCUCGAGCGGGAAGCGGAGAACCCCGGCAGCACGGGUGGUAUCGCGGUGGAAGAGCUGGGCGCCACGCUGGCGAUGACGACGAAUGAUGUGCUGCAUACGUUGCAGAAUUUGAAUAUGCUGAGGUAUAGCCAGAAGAACCAUGUGAUUGUGUUGACGGAUGCGGUGGUCGCGGCGAGGGAGAGGAGGAAGGAGAAGGAGAAGAUUAAGGGGAAGAGGUUGAUUGAGCCGGAGAAGUUGAUUUGGAAACCGCCUGUUUUUGCGGCGAGUGCGAGGACGUGGAAUUGGUAG